AAGCCAUUCUUUGUAGUGUAUUACACAACAAAAGCUGGGUUGUGAAGAGAGUGCACAAAGAUCACUCCAUUUCCAAAUUUACCAUCUUGUAUUACUAUACAAUAACACUCUGCCUUAAGUUUUCGUUUGCACGUCCUGACAAUGAAAAUUAUUUUUUGAAGUUGUGUUUGUUAAAACUCUCCAAUCUUGUUAGGAAGUACAGAUCGCCGAGGUUACCGCGGUUCAUACAAAAAUUCAAGAUGCCGUCAAUAAAACUUGCCAGCUCUGAUGGGGAGGUGUUUGAUAUUGAUGUUGCCAUCGCAAAGCAGUCUGUCACCAUCAAAACUAUGUUGGACGACUUGGGAAUAGAAGAUCAGGGAGAUGAAGAACCAGUCCCCUUACCUAAUGUUAAUGCUGGAAUUCUGCGGAAAGUUAUUCAGUGGUGUACCUAUCACAAGGAUGAUCCACCGCCACAGGAAGACGACGAAAACAAAGAACGACGUACAGAUGAUAUUCCUAGCUGGGAUCAAGAGUUUCUUCGUGUUGAUCAAGGGACGUUAUUUGAACUCAUGCUAGCGGCCAAUUAUUUGGAUAUUAGGGGACUUCUGGAUGUAUGCUGCAAAACUGUUGCUAAUAUGAUUAAAGGAAAAACGCCAGAAGAAAUACGUAAAACUUUCAAUAUCAAGUGUGACUUUACACCUCAGGAGGAAGAACAGGUCAAAAAGGAAAAUGAAUGGUGUGAAGAAAAAUAA
Messenger RNA from Trichobilharzia szidati, 731 nucleotides. The record is from the annotation of a GenBank genome assembly. NCBI's taxonomy places the organism in Eukaryota, Metazoa, Platyhelminthes, Trematoda, Strigeidida, Schistosomatidae.